GUUUUACAACCCGGAAAUGCUGUUUGUUUUCGUUGUAUCCGGGAGGACAGGGUGACAGUCCGCCUUCCACCUGAAAAGAAAUGGCAGGUUUGGAAAGCAAGCAAACAAGGACAGCUGGAAGCUCUGGUCCAGAAACUGAUGUUGAGCUGCAGACACCAGUAUUGCGCAUCAGCCAGCUGGAUGCUCUCGAGUUAGACUCAGCCCUUGAGCAGCUGGUAUGGACCCAGUUCUCCCAAUGCUUCCAGAACUGCCGCCCUGGCCUGCUCACCCCUCUGGAGCCUGAACUGAGGGCCUUCCUCCAGCUGCUCCUGUGGAGGUUCACACUGUAUUCCAGCAGCGCCACUGUGGGCCAAUCUUUACUGAGCCUGCGUUACCACAACACUCUUUCUUCCUCUCCCCGUUAUAGACCUCUGUCCCGCAGGCAGAAGCUGGGUCUGGCCCUGCUCACCGCAGGCCCUCGCUGGCUCCAGGAGCGGUCCCAUAACCUGCUGCUGUGUUUAGGUUUGAGUUCAGGAGGGCCUGGUUCUCAAGGAGACAGUGGAUUGCUCCAAAAGGGUCUCCGUAGUUGCCUGACCCUCCUUUCCAGUAUUGCCCAGCUCACAAGUCUCAUCAACUUCCUUGUGUUCCUAAGGAAAGGUCACCAUCCUGUCCUGGCUGAAAGGAUCGCGGGAGCUCAAGCAGUUUUCAGCAAGCCCAGUGUUGCCCGGGACAUAACCUACCAGUACAUGAAUCGGGAGCUGCUGUGGCACGGCUUUGCAGAGUUCCUCAUCUUCUUGUUACCACUGAUCAAUACAAGGAAACUGAAGGCAACAGUGUCUUCAAUUGUUUUUGGGGGAGAACGUGCUGAUGGGGAGGGAGGAAGAGAAGCUCAAGGGGUGUGGAAAGAGUGCGGACUGUGCGGAGAGUGGCCGACCAUGCCUCAUACAGUGGGCUGCCAACAUGUUUUCUGCUACUACUGCAUUAAAAGCCACAGCAUUGCAGACACAUGCCUCACCUGUCCCAAAUGUGGUGCGGAGGCAGGGCAGCCUGAGCCGGUCAAGAUGGAGGUGGAGAUGAUUGACAGAUGAUGAUAUGAAGAAGCAGUCGUGACUGAGUUUAUUUUGAAAUGGACUGGACUUAUUUACAUUAAAAUGGUGAUUUAUAAUUUUCUAGCUGUACAAAUCUAAUACACAUUCUGUGAACAGACUCAUUGGACCAACCACUUAUUAUGCAGAUUUAUAUUUAAGUUCACAAUAUAUACAAUUAAAACAUGAGCAGCUCUCCUUUUUGAAAGGUCCACAAGGUAGUCACGUAUGAGUUUAUGACUGGACUUCAGUUUUUAUGAUGUCUGUGCCUUUUCUGAACACACAUCGACCUGCAAUGUUUAAUGUAUGUGUGCAUAUAUUGACAGUCCUCUGCCCCUUCUGUUUCUCCAGCUGGACUUUGGACAGAACUAUUUGUCUUUGGUGCACUGGACAGACUACAGAGAACCACACAGAGCAUAUAUUUGAUGAGUGAACGUGUUGAUUUAUGCUCCAAAUUGGCUCUGUGUUAGCGCGCGUGUGUGUAUGUGUGUGUUUGUUGAAAUGGGAAUAUUUGUUCUGAUGAAAAAUGCAGAAAGUCAGCUGAAUAAAUAAUGGGAGGAAUUUCUAAUGCCUCUCAUCAUUGCCAAAUUA
This is a messenger RNA of Lates calcarifer (barramundi perch), 1655 nucleotides long. RefSeq names its product peroxisomal biogenesis factor 2 (gene pex2). Lineage: Eukaryota; Metazoa; Chordata; Actinopteri; Centropomidae. Gene Ontology annotation, biological process: protein import into peroxisome matrix. The record is from RefSeq and is a predicted model, not a curated record. Gene Ontology annotation, cellular component: peroxisomal membrane. The transcript is spliced from 2 exons. Gene Ontology annotation, molecular function: zinc ion binding. The coding region runs from base 81 to 1067 and encodes 328 amino acids.